Molecule: messenger RNA, 414 nt
Organism: Racocetra persica
Lineage: Eukaryota; Fungi; Glomeromycota; Glomeromycetes; Diversisporales; Gigasporaceae
Source: the annotation of a GenBank genome assembly
AUUGAAAUUUCUGAGACGACCCGUCCCGAAAAAUUUGAGAGCAUGGAUGGUUCUGUGAAGUGUAUUGUUAAUUCAUUCGACAUUAAUAAGGUAUCGCAACAUUUAGCUCAGCUGUGUGAUACAGCCAUAGGCGCAAAAGAUCGAGCUUCGAAGGCUAAUCAAGAAGAAAUUAUGUGCUGGUCUCUUUAUGGUAGGGAUUUUGAAUUUCAAGUUGAUGAGAUGAGUAAGAGCCAAAUCUCUAAUUCUCCUUCGCUUGAAAUUACACCUGAAGUAACUUCUGAAGAUAAUAUAAUUGAAAUUUCCGGGACGGCCCGUCUCGAAAAGGUUUUAUUGGAAACCGAGAUAAAUGCAUCUACUGAAGAAACCAAGUCUCGAGUUUCUGAUUCAUCUAUUUCUGCUAAUUCAGAAACUGAG